Messenger RNA from Triticum aestivum (bread wheat), 1705 nucleotides. Its product is annotated as potassium/sodium hyperpolarization-activated cyclic nucleotide-gated channel 4. NCBI's taxonomy places the organism in Eukaryota, Viridiplantae, Streptophyta, Magnoliopsida, Poales, Poaceae. The transcript is spliced from 2 exons. The coding region runs from base 953 to 1354 and encodes 133 amino acids. The record is from RefSeq and is a predicted model, not a curated record.
CCCAAGAUCCGACCCUCAGUGGUUGGACCCGACAACGGUGGAGCCUGCGCAUCAUUUCCUUUCCCGAGGCGUUGCUUUCGGAGAACCUUUCUUGUAGUUCAUGUGCUUUCAAGUACGGUGGAUGGUGUUGCUGCUUAUCUGUUGCAAGUCUUUGGCCGCGUCGUUUCUCUUUGUUUUUCCUCCUUAAUCUUUCUAGCAUUGUGCAUCCUCGAAGUCUCGAUGGUCUUGAUAUUGUGUCACUACAGAGGCCGGGUGUAAUUUGGCAUCAUUUUGAUACGAAAAUAUUACUCCGAGGAGAAUGAGAAACCAAGAGGCGAUGGCGCUUGAAUCGGGAUCUGGCGACGCCCCGGGCGACUGCCCCGACCCCUGCCCCUCCGCCGCCCCGGCCCGCCGGCGAGCCCCCUGGCGUCGCCCCCGCUACCGCGCCCUCCGCCCUUCGCCCGCCGUCCCCUCCGGAGGCCUCGUCGCCACCCACGCCGGCUCGCUGGGCCGACCUCGCCGAGGAUGCGGAUCGGGCGGCUGGCCUCUCCAUCCAGCGCCGCGACUACGCCCUACCUCCUCCCCGUAGCCUCUCGGUGCUAACCAGCAUGGAUGGCGGCUCCGUCGCCAUCUCGCGGUCUCGCCGGAGUGCUCGGCCGCCAGUGGGACAAGGCCCGUCCUUGCGCAGGGGUGGGGGUCGCCGUCGCCACUCUUGGGGUGUGGCCGGCCGUUCCGACAUGGGCUCCGCCAGGUCGUUGUGGCGCUCCAACAGGAUUGGCCCUUCCACCCGUGCUCCAGCGCCGGCGUUGACCGCCGGCUCCCCCAUGCCGCUCCGGCCUGCCGUCGCCCAGCGCUCCCCCUUCCGUCCGUUCAUCGCGUCAUUCAGUUCAUCUAGCCUCCAAGUCCACACGUUCCGUUGGGCGCUGUUUCUCCCGCUGGUCCGGCUGACUCCUCCGGCACUUCCAGUGUGGGAAUGCUCGUCCUUCCGGUGACACCUCCGCGCUCCCCCACCUCGGACCCCGCCGACUGGGGUGAGGACCGGCUGCUGGUGUGUGCUCCGCCGACUGGGGUGAGGACCGGUGCGUCUCCUCCAGCCUCGCCUGGCCUGCCCGCCACCCCCACCUCCUUCCUGUCAGCCAUGGGGAGUGGGGUGGCCUCCGUCCUAUCUACACCUGUGGUUGCGCCUCCCCACCCGCCACGGACAGCUUCCUACUCCAGGCGUGGGCGCUCGACCUCGACUCCGGUGACGUCCUCAUGGCGUAGCGCCCGGAUCGUUGCUGCUCGGCCGGCUGGCAACCCUGCUCUGCCCAUCCCAGAGCGGGCGGAGCUUCGGGCCGCGGCCCGCAACCUUGAGCCAGCUCUGGCGGCCGCUUAGCCGCCGCCAGGACUAGGACGCCAUCAACAUCAUCAUUGCUGACCUUCGCGCGAUGGCUCUUCGCUUGGCGCCGCCGCUUCCUCCUCCACCACCUGAGCCGGAUUAGCUUCUUAGCUGCGGUGUAACAGCCUUUGUUUUCGUUUUCAGGGCUUGUUGAGCUGUGCCCUCAGCAGAACCCUCUUGUACUCUAUGUUGUGCGACUUUCUGUGUGUGUGUGGGUGAACCUCUGUGAUACUUUGUGGCUGUGGUGGUUUGCUUUAUUUAUAAAGUAGGGCGAAAACCUUUUUCGGUAAAAUAUUACUCUCUGUUGAACAAAAUGCAUGUGCUGGAACCGAUUCCUAGUUUCCUGGU